CUAUUGCUUUUCUUUUUUCAUCCUUCUAGUCUUUCCCUAUUUUCCUAAAAUCCGCCACCAUGUCCAAAAAAGGCGGUAGGGAUCUUUCCCAGUUCAACUACGGGGCGAUGAGCUCCCUCGUAGUGAAUCAAGAUCGCUCAGUUGUGAGGAACGACGAACCUACAGGUGCUCCUGAGUCCCUUGUAGGACGUAUCGAUCCCAAAACUAUGGGUUCACGCGUACAGGCAACGGCACCUAAAGACCUUGAAAAACGAAAAGCUAAAUCCAAACUUACUUCUGCCGAUGAGGUCGAGCGCUCCAUCCGCCGAGCUCAAGAGAAAUCUCGCGCACAGUUCGGUACACAAGGCGUUCUAGAUACGGUAGCUGAAAUGGAGGGGUUGAGAUAUAGACCAAGAACAGCAGAGACAAGAGAGGUAUAUGAGUUGUUACUUGGGUUAACUCACACGAUUUUGGGCGACCAAACGCAAGAGGUCGUGAGAUCCGCUGCGGAUACAAUACUGGAAUCACUUAAGUCGGAAGAUUUGAAGGAGUUUGACAAACGAAAAGAUGUCGAAUCAGUACUUGGGCAGAUGGAUGAGUCUAUCUGGGCUCAGCUUGUCAGCUUGGGUAAGAAAAUUACAGAUUAUGUAGAAGAAGAGGAGGGUGGGGCAGAUGAAAGGCAACAAGCAGUAGAUCAAGAAGGCGUCGCGGUUCUUUUCGAGGACGAAGAUGAGGAAAGCGAGGAUGACUUUGAGAUUGGUGGUAACCCGUCAGACGAGGACGAGGAAGAGGAUGAAGAGGACGAAGAAGAGUCAGGAGCGGAAGCUGCUGAAGAUGAGCAAGAUGCGCUUGUCCUUGGUGGCAAAUCAUCGAAAAGGACUGCUACUACCGAUUCCGACAGGGUUUCUCCCCGUGACAUUGACGGCUUUUGGUUGCAACGUCUCAUUGCGUCCUACUAUCCUGAUCCUGUCCAAUCUUCCGACUUUACCUCCCAAGCACUCACUCUCCUCUCUUCGGAUGCCGAACUUCGAGAUCUCGAAAACAGUUUGGCUGAGAUGUUCGGUUACGAAAACUUCGACUUAGUCGCCAAGUUAACGAAGAACAGGGACGUCAUAGUUUGGUGUACGAAGCUUGCGAGGAGUAACGAGGAUGAGAAGCAGGAUGUCGAGGUUGCUAUGCGAGAGAAGGGUGUUGGAUGGAUUCUCCGAGAGUUGCGUGGUAUUGCCAAGAAGCCCGACCACGUGUCUACUUCUGUUGUUAUCCCCAAAACCGCCACCAUUCAGCCUGGUACCAUUGCCCAGCCUCGCAAGACCAUCGACAUCGACUCCCUCAUUUUCAGCGAAGGUGGUCAUCUCCUUACGGCCAAGAAGGUCCGUCUUCCUGAAGGGUCUUUUAAGCGUCAGAUGAAGGGCUACGAGGAAAUUCAUGUGCCUGAGCCAAAACGACGUGAGCCUGUCGUAGGUGAAUUGGUGCCGAUUACCAAGAUGCCGGAAUGGACAUGGCCUGUAUGGGAGAGCGUGAAGACUAGGGAAUUGAACGUAAUUCAGAGCAAGGUGUUUCCUAUUGCUUGGGGAACAAAUGAGCCGAUGUUAAUUUGUGCUCCUACGGGUGCGGGAAAAACCAACUGUGCUGCCCUGACCAUUCUUCGAGCGAUCUCUCAAUUCCGCGACGAGGCCACUGGUUUCAUUGACAAGGACGCCUUCAAGAUUAUCUACGUCUCUCCCAUGAAGGCUCUUGUUCAAGAACAAGUUGACGCGUUUUCCAAACGUUUCUCUUCACUCGGUAUUCAUGUCGCAGAGUUGACUGGUGAUAGCCAGUUGACAAAGCAGCAAAUCUCUGAAACUCAGAUCAUUGUAACGACCCCCGAGAAAUGGGAUGUCAUCACCCGAAAGAGUACUGACACCAGCUACACCAACCUCGUGAGGUUGAUUAUCGUCGAUGAGAUUCAUCUUUUGCACGAUGACCGAGGACCUGUUUUGGAAAGUAUUCUUUCGAGAACCAUCAGAAAGAUGGACCAGACACACGAUGAUGUCCGUGUCGUUGGCUUGUCUGCGACAUUGCCAAAUUAUAAGGAUGUUGCAACCUUCCUUCGUGUCGAUCCCAAACAAGGACUCUUCUACUUUGACGCUUCUUACCGUCCCGUCGGUCUCAAGCAACAGUUUAUCGGUGUCACUGAGAAGAAGGCAAUCAAGCGUUUGCAAACCAUCAACGAGGUCUGUUACGAAAAGGUUCUCAACUACGCCGGCCGAUCUCAGACUCUUGUAUUCGUCCACUCUCGAAAGGAAACCGCCAAGACUGCCGCGUUCCUCCGUGAUACCGCUAUGGAAAAGGAGACGUUGACUCAGUUCAUUAACCCUGAGGGUGCCUCGCGUGAGAUUCUUAUCCAAGAAGCCGCUCAAUGCAAGGAUGCCAAGCUCAAGGACCUCUUGCCCUUUGGUUUCGGUAUCCACCAUGCCGGUAUGUCUCGAGAAGACCGUACUACUGUCGAGCAAUUGUUUUUCGAGGGUCACAUCCAGGUUUUGUGCUGUACCGCUACGCUGGCUUGGGGCGUUAACCUUCCUGCCCAUACCGUUAUUAUCAAAGGUACCCAAGUGUACAACCCCGAAAAGGGUAAAUGGUCCGAGCUCUCACCUCAAGACGUCCUUCAGAUGCUUGGUCGUGCUGGUCGACCACAAUUCGACACUUAUGGUGAAGGUAUCAUCAUCACCAACCAUGGAGAAUUGCAGUACUAUACAAGUUUAAUGAACCAACAGUUGCCGAUUGAGAGUCAGUUUGUGAGCAGGAUGGUUGAUAACUUGAAUGCCGAGAUUGUGCUUGGAAAUGUCAGAAAUAGGGACGAAGGUGUACAGUGGUUGGGCUAUACUUAUUUAUAUGUGCGAAUGUUGGAGUCUCCCAAGCUGUAUAACGUGGGCGCAGACUACCAGGAGGGCGACGACGCGCUCGUUCAGAAGCGAGCCGAUCUAAUCCAUUCCGCUGCUGUCCUUCUCGAAAAGGGAGGUCUCGUUCGCUAUGAUCGUGCUACUGGUGUUUUCCAGUCUACUGAUCUUGGCCGUAUUGCCUCUCACUACUACAUUGCGUACUCUUCAAUGUCUGUGUAUAACAAGCACCUUAAACCUAACAUGACCAUGAUCGACCUCUUCCGAGUGUUUGCUUUGAGCAACGAGUUCAGGCUGAUUCCUGUCAGGCAAGAAGAGAAGCUCGAAUUGGCCAAGUUGCUUGAGAGGGUGCCGAUACCCGUGAAGGAAGGUGUGGACGAGUCUGUGGCCAAGGUGAAUGUGCUUUUGCAAGCAUAUAUCUCACAGCUUAAGCUCUCCGGAUUUGACAUUGUCACGGACAUGGUUUUCAUCCAACAAUCUGCUGGCCGUAUCAUUCGCGCCAUGUUUGAAAUCUGCCUCAAAAAGGGCUGGGCUCAACCCAUGCGAGCUGCUCUUGACCUGUGUAAAAUGGUUGAGAGAAGGAUGUGGAAGUCUAUGACUCCCCUCAGGCAAUUCCCAAGGAUCAAUCGUGAGAUUGUUCAGCGUGCAGAAAGGAAGGACUUCCCUUGGUACAGGUACUUUGAUCUUGACGCCGCUGAACUAGGAGAGUUGAUUGGCUUGCCCAAGAGCGGAGCGUACAUUCAGUCUCUUGUUCACAAGUUUCCCCGACUUGAUCUUCAAGCUCACGUCCUUCCUCUCACUCGAUCUCUUCUCAAGAUCAACGUCACUCUUACUCCUGACUUCCAGUGGGAUCGCAAUGUACAUGGCGCCAGCCAAGCCUUUUGGAUCAUUGUAGAGGACGUGGAUGGCGAGAAUGUCCUUUAUCACGACCAGUUCAUCUUAAGAGAAAGGUUCGCGGAGGAUGAGCAUUACGUGACCAUCACCGUCCCCAUCUCUGAGCCUGUGCCUCCCAACUACUAUCUGUCUGUCAUUUCUGAUAGGUGGUUACAGGCGGAGAGCAAGUUGCCCAUCUCAUUCGCUCACUUGAUCAGGCCCGAACCAUUCCCUCCUCACACUCCUUUGCUGGAACUCCAACCUUUGCCGAUUACAGCCCUUCACAACAAGGCUUUUGAAUCUCUUUAUCCUUUCGAGCAUUUCAAUAAGAUCCAAACUCAAGUCUUCCAAGCUCUUUUCACUACUGACGACAAUGUCUUUGUCGGUGCGCCUACAGGAAGCGGAAAAACUAUUUGUGCGGAGUUUGCGUUAUUGAGGCUUUGGAGCAAGAAGGGCAAGGAUGUGCCAAGGGCGGUGUGCAUUGAGCCUUACCAGGAGAUGGUGGAUACUCGGGUGGCGGAGUGGUCCAGCAAGUUUGAGGGAUUGGAGAAGGUGAUCGUCGCCCUCACCGGAGAAUCAACAGCCGAUCUGGCGCUAUUGCGAAAAGCGGAUGUUGUCGUCUGUACUCCUUCGCAAUGGGAUUUGCUUUCUCGACGAUGGAAGACAAGGAAGGAUGUACAGAACAUCGGGCUGCUGAUCGCCGAUGAGCUUCAACUGAUCGGCGGUGAUGUGGGUUCCACCUACGAAGUGAUUGUUUCCAGAACGAGAUAUGUAUCUCAGCAGACGGGAAUCACCACCAGAAUCGUAGCCUGCAGUGUGAGCUUAAGCAAUGCUAGGGAUUUGGGUGAUUGGAUCGGAGCUGGUAGCCAAACCGUGUUCAACUUUUCUCCCGCCGCUCGACCUCUCCCUCUCGAGGUGCAUUUGCAGUCUUUCAACGUGCCUCAUUUCCCCUCUCUCAUGCUUGCAAUGGCCAAACCCGCCUAUCUUUCUAUGGUGGAACACUCUGCUGGCCGACCUACCAUCUGCUUCGUCGCCUCGCGCAAGCAAUGUAAGCUCACUGCCAACGACAUCCUUACGUACUGCCUUGCGGAUGACGAUGAGACUCGAUUCCUCAAUGUUGAGAGAGAAGAUUUGGAGCCGCAUUUGGAGAGGUUGAGCGACGAGGAUUUGAAGGAGACAUUGAGGUACGGUAUUGGAUAUUAUCACGAGGCUCUGAGCAAGUUGGACAAAAAGAUUGUCACUACAUUGUUCGAGGAGGGAGCUAUCAAGGUGCUUGUGGCAUCUAAGGGCACCGCUUGGAGUCUUCCUGCGACUGCUUAUAUGGUCAUCAUCAUGGGUGUCCAAUACUUCGAUGGCCAGGAGCACCGAUACGUGGAUUAUGCCAUCGCCGAUAUCCUCCAAAUGAUGGGCCGAGCCUGUCGCCCAAUGAUUGACACCUCUUCUCGCUGCGUGUUGAUGUGUCAGCAGACCCGAAAGGACUUCUUCAAGAAGUUUUUGAAUGAGGCAUUGCCUGUCGAAUCAAGUUUGCCCAGCUACUUGCAUGAUCAUUUCAACGCCGAGAUUGUAGCCAGGACGAUCGAGAAUAAGCAGGAUGCUGUUGAUUGGUGUACUUGGACCUGGUUCUACAGGAGGUUAAUGCAGAACCCCGGGUUUUACAACCUACAGGGCACCACGCCUACUCACAUUGGCGAAUACCUCUCUGAACUUGUCGAAACCACCUUGAAUGACUUGGUCAACUCGGACUGCAUCAUCAUCCAAGAUGAUAUGGACACGCUUCCCAACAAUUUGGGUAUGAUUGCAUCCUUUUACUACAUCUCAUACAUCACCGUCGAAAUUUUCUCUCAAUCCAUCAAGGAAACUACCAAACUCAAGGGCUUGCUUGAAAUUGUCUCUUCAGCGCAUGAGUUUGAGACCGUUCCGAUCAGGCACCAUGAAGACACUCUUCUUGAGAGGAUUUACGACCGUGUGCCCGUCAAGGUUGCUAAAGUGGAUUACAACUCACCCUACUUCAAGACUUUCCUUCUGCUUCAAGCUCAUUUCAGCCGCACGACCCUUCCUCCCGACUUGGCUAUCGAUCAGUCUACCAUUCUUGGCAAGGUAACCGGUCUUCUUUCAGCCGCUGUAGAUGUUAUGUCCAGCAAGAGUUUGCUUGGAUGUUUGGGUGCGAUGGAUCUUAGUCAGAUGUGUGUGCAGGCAAUAUGGGAUAGGGAUUCGCCUUUGAAGCAGGUGCCCUACUUUGACGCCGACGUCCUUGGGAGGUUCAAGGCCAAGGGUUUGGACUCCGUGUAUGACAUUAUGGAGUUGGAAGAUGAUGAAAGGAAUGAUUUGUUGAGGAUGAGUGACAGGCAGCUUGCGCGGGUUGCCAAGUUCGUCAACUCUUAUCCUAAUAUUGAGGUUUCUUACGACGUCGAAGACGCCUCUUCUCUUACCUCUUCCGACCCUGUCGUGCUCAAUAUUACUCUCGAUCGCGAAGCUGACGAAGGCAAUCCUGAAGACCAAGUGGCCGAUGCACCACACUUCCCUCAUAAGAAGAUGGUCUCAUGGUGGCUCGUGGUGGGUGACGAAAAGACCAAGUCGUUGUACGCCAUCAAGAAGGUCACUGUUAAGGCGACACUCAAGACUAAGCUCGAAUUCACGCUCCCCGAGGGAGAGUGGAAUUUGAAGCUGUUCUUGAUCUGUGAUAGCUAUGCUGGAGCGGACCAGGACUUUGAUAUCGAGACUCUUAAGGUAGUGGAAGGAGAGAGCUCUGACGAGGAGUCAUCAGAGGAGGAGAUGGAGGUGGAUAAUUAGAGAUGUGUUUUUUAUUUGAAAUCUGAAGUGAAAAGUGUAAUUGAUAUCCAUUUUCCAUGCAUGCGUUUCUGAAGAUUCGUUAUACUAAAAA
Molecule: messenger RNA, 6609 nt
Organism: Cryptococcus deneoformans JEC21
Lineage: Eukaryota; Fungi; Basidiomycota; Tremellomycetes; Tremellales; Cryptococcaceae
Product: pre-mRNA splicing factor, putative
Exons: 8
Coding region: 60-6518 (2152 amino acids)
Cellular component (GO): nucleus
Molecular function (GO): ATP binding; ATP hydrolysis activity; nucleic acid binding
Source: RefSeq, a predicted model, not a curated record